This is a messenger RNA of Suricata suricatta (meerkat), 14016 nucleotides long. It is a transcript of the gene USP34, whose product is annotated as ubiquitin specific peptidase 34. NCBI's taxonomy places the organism in Eukaryota, Metazoa, Chordata, Mammalia, Carnivora, Herpestidae. Gene Ontology annotation, molecular function: cysteine-type endopeptidase activity; cysteine-type deubiquitinase activity. Gene Ontology annotation, biological process: protein deubiquitination. The record is from RefSeq and is a predicted model, not a curated record. Gene Ontology annotation, cellular component: nucleus; cytosol.
GACAAAAAUCAAUAGAAAAAAAAUCAAACUCUACAAGAAUUUGUAAUCUGACUGAGGAGGAAUCUUCAAAGAGUUGUGAUCCUUUUAGUUUAUGGAGUACAGAUGAGAAGGAAAAACUCUUACUAUGUGUGGCAAAUUUUUCAAAUUCAGUUUCCUCUAUAUACUGCUUACAAGCAUAAUACUCAUCCUACUAUAGAGGAUAUAUCAACCCAAGAAAGCAACAUAUUAGGGGCAUUCUGUGAUAUGAAUGAUGUAGAGGUACCAUUGCAUUUGCUUCGUUACGUGUGUUUGUUUUGUGGGAAAAAUGGCCUUUCUCUCAUGAAGGAUUGCUUUGAAUAUGGAACUCCUGAAACUUUGCCAUUUCUUAUAGCACAUGCAUUUAUUACGGUUGUAUCGAAUAUUAGAAUAUGGCUACAUAUCCCUGCUGUCAUGCAGCAUAUUAUCCCUUUUAGGACCUAUGUUAUUAGGUAUUUAUGCAAGCUCUCUGAUCAGGAGUUAAGACAGAGUGCGGCUCGCAACAUGGCUGACUUAAUGUGGAGCACAGUGAAAGAACCAUUGGAUACAACAUUAUGCUUUGAUAAAGAAAGCUUAGAUCUUGCAUUUAAGUACUUUAUGUCACCAACUUUGACUAUGAGGUUGGCUGGACUAAGUCAGAUAACGAAUCAACUUCACACCUUCAAUGAUGUAUGCAAUAAUGAAUCCUUGGUAUCAGACACAGAAACGUCCAUUGCAAAAGAACUUGCAGACUGGCUUAUAAGCAACAAUGUGGUAGAGCAUAUAUUUGGACCAAAUUUACAUAUUGAGAUUAUCAAACAGUGCCAAGUGAUUUUGAACUUUUUGGCAGCGGAAGGGAGACUGAGUACUCAGCAUAUUGAUUGCAUUUGGGCUGCAGCACAGUUGAAACAUUGUAGUCGGUAUAUACAUGAUUUAUUUCCAUCACUCAUCAAGAAUUUGGAUCCAGUACCACUUAGACAUCUCCUUAAUCUGGUCUCUGCCCUUGAGCCAAGUGUUCAUACUGAACAGACAUUGUACUUGGCAUCGAUGUUAAUUAAAGCAUUAUGGAACAAUGCACUAGCAGCUAAGGCUCAGCUGUCCAAACAGAGUUCUUUUGCAUCAUUAUUAAAUACUAAUCUUCCCAUUGGAAAUAAGAAAGAGGAAGAAGAGCUCAGAAGAGCAGCCCCAUCACCUUGGUCACCUGCAGCUAGUCCUCAAAGCAGUGAUAACAGUGAUACUCAUCAAAGUGGAGGCAGUGACAUUGAAAUGGAUGAGCAGCUUAUUAAUAGAACAAAACAUGUGCAACAACGACUUUCAGACACAGAGGAAUCCAUGCAGGGAAGUUCUGAUGAAACUGCCAACAGUGGUGAAGAUGGAAGCAGUGGUCCUGGUAGCAGUAGUGGGCAUAGUGAUGGUUCUAGCAACGAGGUGAAUUCUAGCCAUGCCAGCCAGUCAGCUGGGAGCCCUGGCAGUGAGGUACAGUCAGAAGACAUUGCAGAUAUUGAAGCCCUUAAAGAAGAAGAUGAAGAUGACGAUCAUGGUCAUAAUCCUUCUAAAAGUUGUGGUACAGAUCUUCGGAACAGAAAGUUAGAAAGCCAAGCAGGCAUUUGCUUAGGGGAUUCCCAAGGCCCAUCAGAAAGAAGUGGUACAAGCAAUGGAACAGGAAAGGACCUGGUUUUUAACACUGAGUCAAUGCCUUCAGUGGAUAAUCGGAUACGAAUGCUAGAUGCCUGUUCACACUCUGAAGAUCCAGAACAUGAUAUUUCAGGGGAAAUGAAUGCUGCUCAUAUAGCACAAGCAUCUCAGGAAUCUUGUAUUACACGCACUGGGGACUUUCUUGGGGAGACUAUUGGGAAUGAAUUAUUUAAUUGUCGUCAGUUUAUUGGUCCACAGCAUCACCACCACCACCACCACCACCACCACCACCACCAUGAUGGGCAUAUGGUAGAUGAUAUGCUAAGUGCAGAUGACGUCAGUUGCAGUAGCUCCCAGGUCAGUGCAAAAUCAGAAAAAAACAUGGCUGAUUUUGAUGGUGAAGAAUCUGGGUGUGAAGAGGAACUAGUUCAGAUUAAUUCACAUGCAGAGCUAACAUCUCAUCUUCAACAACAUCUUCCCAAUUUAGCGUCUAUUUACCAUGAACAUCUUAGUCAAGGGCCUGCAGUUCAUAAACAUCAAUUCAACAGUAGUGCUGUGACAGACAUUAAUUUGGAUAACGUUUGCAAGAAAGGAAAUACUUUGUUGUGGGAUAUAGUCCAAGACGAUGAUGCAGUUAAUCUUUCUGAAGGAUUAAUAAAUGAAGCAGAGAAGCUUCUCUGUUCCUUAGUAUGUUGGUUUACGGAUAGACAGAUUCGAAUGAGAUUCAUUGAAGGUUGCCUUGAAAAUUUAGGAAACAACAGAUCAGUAGUAAUUUCACUUCGCCUUCUUCCAAAAUUGUUUGGUACUUUUCAGCAGUUUGGAAGCAGUUAUGAUACACAUUGGAUUACAAUGUGGGCAGAAAAAGAACUGAACAUGAUGAAGCUUUUCUUUGAUAAUUUGGUAUACUAUAUUCAAGCUGUAAGAGAAGGAAGACAAAAACAUGCACUGUACAGCCAUAGUGCCGAAGUUCAAGUUCGACUUCAGUUCUUGACUUGUGUGUUUUCAACUCUGGGAUCACCUGAUCAUUUCAGGUUAAGUUUAGAGCAAGUCGACAUUUUAUGGCAUUGUUUAGUAGAAGAUUCUGAGUGUUAUGAUGAUGCCCUUCAUUGGUUUUUAAAUCAAGUUCGAAGUAAAGAUCAACAUGCUAUGGGGAUGGAAACCUACAAACAUCUUUUCCUGGAGAAGAUGCCCCAGCUAAAACCUGAAACAAUUAGCAUGACUGGGUUAAACCUGUUUCAGCAUCUCUGUAACUUGGCUCGACUGGCAACCAGUGCCUAUGAUGGUGGUUCAAACUCUGAGCUUUGUGGUAUGGACCAAUUUUGGGGCAUUGCUCUACGAGCACAGUCUGGUGAUGUCAGUAGAGCAGCUAUCCAGUAUAUUAACUCCUAUUAUAUUAAUGGUAAAACGGGUUUGGAGAAGGAGCAAGAAUUUAUUAGUAAGUGUAUGGAGAGUCUUAUGAUAGCUUCUAGCAGUCUUGAACAGGAAUCACAGUCAAGUCUCACUGUUAUAGAAAGAGGACUCCUUAUGCUGAAGACACAUCUGGAAGCAUUUAGGAGAAGGUUUGCCUAUCAUCUCAGACAGUGGCAAAUUGAAGGCACUGGUAUAAGUAGUCAUUUGAAAGCACUGAGUGACAAACAGUCCCUGCCGCUCAGGGUCGUAUGCCAGCCAGCUGGACUUCCUGACAAGAUGACUAUUGAAAUGUAUCCUAGUGACCAGGUAGCAGAUCUUAGGGCUGAAGUAACUCAUUGGUAUGAAAAUUUACAGAAAGAACAAAUAAAUCAACAAGCUCAGCUUCAGGAGUUUGGUCAAAGCAGCCGAAAGGGAGAGUUUCCUGGAGGCCUUAUGGGACCUGUCAGGAUGAUUUCAUCUGGACAUGAGUUAACAACAGAUUAUGAUGAAAAAGCACUUCAUGAGCUUGGUUUUAAGGAUAUGCAGAUGGUAUUUGUAUCUUUGGGUGCACCACGGAGAGAACGGAAGGGGGAAGGUGUUCAGCUGCCAGCAUCUUGCCUACCACCCCCUCAGAAGGACAACAUUCCUAUGCUUUUGCUUUUACAAGAACCUCAUUUAACUACUCUUUUUGAUUUAUUAGAAAUGCUUGCGUCAUUUAAACCACCCUCAGGAAAAGUGGCAGUGGAAGAUAGUGAGAGCUUAAGAUGUGAAGAACUUCAUCUUCAUGCAGAGAAUCUCUCUAGGCGUGUGUGGGAGCUACUGAUGCUUCUUCCUACAUGUCCUAACAUGUUGAUGGCAUUCCAGAAUAUCUCAGAUGAACAGAGUACUGAUGGACUUAAUUGGAAAGAACUUCUUAAAAUUAAAAGUGCCCACAAGCUAUUAUAUGCCCUGGAAAUUAUUGAAGCACUGGGAAAACCUAACAGGAGGAUAAGGAGAGAGUCAACGGGAAGUUACAGUGAUCUUUAUCCAGAUUCAGAUGAUUCAAGUGAGGAUCAAGUGGAAAAUAGUAAAAAUUCCUGGAGUUGCAAGUUUGUUGCUGCUGGAGGGCUUCAACAGUUAUUAGAAAUUUUUAAUUCUGGAAUUCUGGAGCCUAAAGAGCAGGAAUCCUGGACUGUGUGGCAGCUAGACUGUCUUGCUUGCUUGCUGAAGUUAAUAUGCCAGUUUGCAGUAGAUCCGUCCGAUUUGGAUUUAGCUUAUCAUGAUGUCUUUGCCUGGUCUGGUAUAGCAGAAAGCCAUAGGAAAAGAACUUGGCCUGGUAAAUCAAGAAAGUCUGCUGGUGAUCAUGCCAAGGGUCUUCAUAUACCAAGAUUAACAGAGGUAUUUCUUGUUCUUGUCCAAGGAACCAGUUUGAUUCAGCGACUUAUGUCUGUUACUUAUACAUAUGAUAAUCUGGCUCCUAGAGUUUUGAAAGCUCAGUCCGAUCACAGGUCUAGGCAUGAAGUUUCACAUUAUUCAAUGUGGCUCUUGGUGAGCUGGGCGCAUUGCUGUUCGUUAGUGAAAUCUAGCCUUGCUGAUAGUGACCAUUUACAAGAUUGGUUAAAGAAAUUGACUCUCCUUAUUCCUGAGACUGCAGUCCGUCAUGAGUCUUGCAAUGGUCUUUAUAAGUUAUCUCUGUCAGGGCUGGAUGGAGGAGAUUCAAUUAAUCGCUCCUUUCUGCUAUUGGCUGCUUCAACAUUGUUGAAAUUUCUUCCUGAUGCUCAAGCACUCAAACCUAUCAGGAUAGAUGAUUAUGAAGAAGAACCAAUGUUAAAACCUGGAUGUAAAGAGUAUUUUUGGUUGUUGUGCAAAUUAGUUGACAAUAUACAUAUAAAGGAUGCUAGCCAGACCACACUCCUCGACUUAGAUGCUUUGGCACGGCAUUUGGCUGACUGUAUCCGAAGCAGGGAAAUCCUUGAUCAUCAAGAUGGUAAUAUAGAAGAUGAUGGGCUUACAGGACUCUUAAGGCUUGCAACGAGUGUUAUUAAACACAAACCACCCUUUAAAUUUUCAAGAGAAGGACAGGAAUUUUUAAGAGAUAUCUUCAAUCUCCUAUUUUUGUUGCCUAGUCUAAAAGACAGACAACAGCCAAAGUGCAAAUCCCAUUCUUCAAGAGCUGCUGCUUAUGAUUUGCUAGUAGAGAUGGUGAAGGGAUCUGUUGAAAAUUACAGGCUAAUACACAACUGGGUUAUGGCACAACACAUGCAGUCCCAUGCCCCUUAUAAAUGGGACUAUUGGCCUCAUGAAGAUGUUCGUGCUGAGUGUAGAUUUGUUGGCCUGACUAACCUUGGAGCUACUUGUUACUUGGCUUCUACUAUUCAGCAACUUUAUAUGAUACCGGAGGCCAGACAGGCUGUCUUCACUGCAAAGUAUUCAGAAGAUAUGAAGCAUAAGACCACUCUUCUGGAACUUCAAAAAAUGUUUACAUAUUUAAUGGAGAGUGAAUGCAAAGCAUAUAACCCUAGACCCUUUUGUAAAACAUAUACCAUGGAUAAGCAGCCUCUGAAUACUGGGGAGCAGAAAGAUAUGACAGAAUUUUUUACUGAUCUAAUUACUAAAAUUGAAGAAAUGUCUCCAGAACUGAAAAAUACCGUCAAAAGUUUAUUUGGAGGUGUAAUUACAAACAAUGUUGUGUCCUUGGAUUGUGAACAUGUUAGUCAGACUGCUGAAGAAUUUUAUACUGUGAGGUGCCAAGUAGCUGAUAUGAAGAACAUUUAUGAAUCUCUUGAUGAAGUUACUAUUAAAGACACUUUAGAAGGUGACAACAUGUAUACUUGUUCUCAUUGUGGGAAGAAAGUACGAGCUGAAAAAAGGGCAUGUUUUAAGAAAUUGCCUCGCAUUCUGAGUUUUAAUACUAUGAGGUAUACCUUUAAUAUGGUAACCAUGAUGAAAGAGAAAGUAAACACACACUUUUCCUUCCCAUUACGUUUGGAUAUGACACCCUAUACGGAAGAUUUUCUAAUGGGAAAGAGUGAUAGGAAAGAAGGUUUUAAGGAAGUCAGUGAUCAUUCAAAAGAUACAGAGAGCUAUGAGUAUGACUUAAUAGGAGUAACUGUUCACACAGGAACAGCAGAUGGUGGGCACUAUUAUAGCUUCAUCAGAGAUAUAGUCAAUCCUCAUGCCUAUAAAAAUAAUAAAUGGUAUCUUUUUAAUGAUGCUGAGGUAAAACCUUUUGAUUCUGCUCAACUGGCCUCUGAAUGUUUUGGUGGAGAGAUGACGACAAAGACCUAUGAUUCUGUUACAGAUAAAUUUAUGGAUUUCUCCUUUGAAAAGACACACAGUGCUUAUAUGCUGUUUUACAAACGCAUGGAACCAGAGGAAGAAAAUGGCAAAGAAUUCAAAUUUGAUGUUUCUUCAGAGUUACUAGAGUGGAUUUGGCAUGAUAACAUGCAGUUUCUUCAAGACAAAAACAUUUUUGAACAUACAUAUUUUGGGUUUAUGUGGCAGUUAUGUAGUUGUAUUCCCAGUACAUUACCAGAUCCUAAAGCUGUUUCCCUAAUGACAGCAAAGUUAAGCACUUCCUUUGUCCUAGAGACAUUUAUACAUUCAAAAGAAAAGCCCACAAUGCUCCAGUGGAUUGAACUCUUGACCAAACAGUUUAAUAAUAGUCAAGCAGCUUGUGAGUGGUUUUUGGACCGUAUGGCUGAUGAUGACUGGUGGCCAAUGCAGAUACUAAUUAAGUGCCCUAAUCAAAUUGUGAGACAGAUGUUUCAGCGUUUGUGUAUCCAUGUGAUUCAGAGACUUAGGCCUGUGCACGCUCAUCUUUAUCUACAACCAGGAAUGGAAGAUGGGUCAGAUGAUAUGGAUGCCUCAGUGGAAGAUAUUGGUGGUCGUUCAUGUGUCACUAGAUUUGUGAGAACUCUGUUAUUAAUUAUGGAACAUGGUGUAAAACCUCACAGUAAACAUCUUACAGAAUAUUUUGCCUUCCUUUAUGAAUUUGCCAAAAUGGGUGAAGAAGAGAGCCAGUUUUUGCUUUCAUUGCAAGCCAUAUCUACAAUGGUACAUUUUUACAUGGGAACAAAAGGGCCUGAAAAUCCUCAAGUUGAAGUAUUAUCAGAGGAAGAAGGGGAAGAAGAGGAGGAGGAAGAAGAUAUUCUUUCUCUGGCAGAAGAAAAAUACAGGCCGGCUGCCCUGGAAAAAAUGAUAGCUUUAGUUGCUCUGUUGGUUGAACAAUCUCGCUCAGAAAGGCAUUUGACAUUAUCACAGACUGACAUGGCAGCAUUAACAGGAGGAAAGGGAUUCCCCUUCUUGUUUCAACAUAUUCGCGAUGGCAUCAAUAUAAGACAAACUUGUAAUCUGAUUUUCAGCCUCUGUCGAUACAAUAAUCGACUUGCAGAACAUAUUGUGUCUAUGCUUUUCACGUCAAUAGCAAAGCUGACUCCUGAGGCAGCCAAUCCUUUCUUUAAAUUGUUGACUAUGCUAAUGGAGUUUGCUGGUGGACCUCCAGGAAUGCCUCCCUUUGCAUCAUAUAUUCUACAGAGAAUAUGGGAGGUAAUUGAAUACAAUCCUUCUCAGUGUCUGGAUUGGUUGGCAGUACAGACACCCCGAAAUAAACUGGCACACAGCUGGGUCCUGCAGAAUAUGGAAAACUGGGUUGAGCGGUUCCUUUUGGCUCACAAUUAUCCUAGAGUCAGGACUUCUGCAGCUUACCUUCUGGUGUCCCUUAUACCAAGCAAUUCAUUCCGCCAGAUGUUCCGGUCAACAAGGUCUUUGCACAUCCCAACCCGUGACCUUCCACUCAGUCCAGACACAACAGUAGUCCUACAUCAGGUCUACAACGUGCUCCUUGGUUUGCUCUCAAGAGCCAAACUUUAUGUUGAUGCUGCUGUUCAUGGCACUACAAAGCUAGUGCCCUAUUUUAGCUUUAUGACUUACUGUUUAAUUUCCAAAACUGAGAAGCUGAUGUUUUCCACAUACUUCAUGGAUUUGUGGAACCUUUUCCAGCCUAAACUUUCUGAGCCAGCAAUAGCUACAAAUCACAAUAAACAGGCUUUGCUUUCGUUUUGGUACAAUGUGUGUGCUGACUGUCCAGAGAAUAUCCGCCUUAUUGUUCAGAACCCAGUGGUAACCAAGAACAUUGCCUUCAAUUACAUCCUUGCUGACCAUGAUGAUCAGGAUGUGGUGCUUUUUAACCGUGGGAUGCUGCCAGCCUACUACGGCAUUCUGAGGCUCUGCUGUGAACAGUCUCCUGCAUUCACACGACAGCUGGCUUCUCACCAGAACAUCCAAUGGGCCUUUAAGAAUCUUACACCACAUGCCAGCCAAUACCCUGGAGCAGUAGAAGAACUAUUUAACCUGAUGCAGCUGUUUAUAGCUCAGAGGCCAGAUAUGAGAGAAGAAGAAUUAGAAGAUAUUAAACAGUUUAAGAAAACAACUAUCAGUUGUUACUUACGUUGUUUAGAUGGACGCUCCUGCUGGACUACUUUAAUAAGUGCCUUCAGAAUACUAUUAGAAUCUGAUGAAGAUAGACUACUUGUUGUAUUUAAUCGAGGGUUGAUCCUGAUGACCGAGUCAUUCAACACUCUGCACAUGAUGUAUCAUGAAGCCACAGCUUGCCAUGUGACUGGAGAUUUAGUAGAACUUCUGUCAAUAUUCCUUUCAGUUUUGAAGUCUACACGCCCGUAUCUUCAGAGAAAAGAUGUGAAACAAGCAUUAAUUCAGUGGCAGGAGCGAAUUGAAUUUGCCCAUAAACUGUUAACUCUUCUUAAUUCCUAUAGUCCUCCAGAACUUAGAAAUGCCUGUAUAGAUGUCCUUAAGGAACUUGUGCUUUUGAGUCCCCAUGACUUUCUUCAUACUCUGGUUCCAUUUCUACAACACAACCAUUGUACUUAUCAUCAUAGUAAUAUACCAAUGUCUCUUGGACCUUAUUUCCCUUGUCGAGAAAAUAUCAAGCUAAUAGGAGGGAAAAGCAAUAUUCGGCCUCCGCGCCCUGAACUCAAUAUGUGCCUCUUGCCCACAAUGGUGGAAACCAGUAAGGGCAAAGAUGACGUUUAUGAUCGUAUGCUGCUAGACUACUUCUUUUCUUAUCAUCAAUUCAUCCAUCUAUUAUGCCGAGUUGCAAUCAACUGUGAAAAAUUUACUGAAACAUUAGUUAAGCUGAGUGUCCUAGUUGCCUAUGAAGGUUUGCCACUUCAUCUUGCACUGUUCCCCAAACUAUGGACUGAGCUAUGCCAGACUCAGUCUGCUAUGUCAAAAAACUGCAUCAAGCUUUUGUGUGAAGAUCCCGUUUUUGCAGAAUAUAUAAAGUGUAUCCUGAUGGAUGAAAGAACUUUUCUAAACAACAACAUAGUCUACACAUUCAUGACACAUUUCCUUCUAAAGGUUCAAGGUCAAGUGUUUUCUGAAGCAAACUGUGCCAAUCUGAUCAGCACCCUAAUUACAAACUUGAUAAAUCAGUAUCAAAAUAUGCAAUCUGAUUUCACCAACCGAGUUGAAAUUUCCAAAGCAAGUGCUUCUUUAAAUGGGGAUCUGCGUGCACUUGCUUUGCUCCUGUCAGUACACACUCCCAAGCAAUUAAACCCAGCUCUAAUUCCAACUCUGCAAGAGCUUUUAAGCAAAUGCAGGACUUGUCUGCAGCAGAGAAACUCACUCCAAGAGCAAGAAGCCAAAGAAAGAAAAACUAAAGAUGAUGAAGGGGCAACUCCUGUUAAAAGAAGGCGUGUUAGCAGUGAUGAGGAGCACACUGUAGACAGCUGUAUCAGCGACAUGAAAACAGAAACCAGGGAGGUCCUAACCCCAACUAGCACUUCAGACAAUGAGACAAGAGACUCUUCAAUUAUUGAUCCCGGAACCGAGCAAGAUCUUCCUUCCCCUGAAAAUAGUUCUGUUAAAGAAUAUCGUAUGGAAGUUCCAUCUUCGUUUUCAGAAGACAUGUCAAGUAUCAGGUCACAGCAUGCAGAAGAACAGUCCAAUGAAGGUAGAUUUGAAGACUGUAAAGAAUUUAAGGACCUCCAGUGUUCCAAGGAUUCUAACCUAGCUGAGGAAGAGUCUGAGUUCCCUUCUACUUCUAUCUCUGCAGUUCUCUCUGACUUAGCUGAUUUGAGAAGCUGUGAUGGUCAAGCUUUGCCCUCCCAGGACCCUGAGGCUGCUUUAUCACUCAGUUGUGGCCAUUCCAGAGGACUCUUUAGUCACAUGCAGCAACACGACAUUUUAGAUACUCUGUGUAGGACCAUUGAAUCUACGAUCCAUGUGGUCACGAGGAUAUCUGGCAAAGGAAACCAAGCUGCUUCUUGACAUUAGAUGUAGCAUGUCUACUUUUAAGGUUCCUUCUCCCCCUCCCUACCCCAAAGCUGUUUGUAUAAGUUUUGCUUAUUUCUGUUUUUGUGCUUCAGUUUGUCCAGUGCUCUCUGCUUGAAUGGCAAGAUAGAUUUAUAGGCUUAAUUCUUGGUCAGGCAGAACUCCAGAUGAAAAAAUUUGCAUCUUCAGUAUACUUUCUAAAGGGCAAUCAGAUAACGGAUAUGUUUUAUGUAAUUAAGAGUUCACUGUAGUGGCUUUCAUUUAAUAUGGCUGUCUGGGAGGAACAGGGUUCCCUGGCCCUGUACAAUGUAAUUUAAACUUAACAGCAUUUUUACUGUGUAUAAUAUGGUGUCCUCUGUGCCAGUUUUGUACCUUAUAAUAGAGGCAGGUCGCCUCCGAUCGCUGUGGUUCUUAUUAUCAAAAUUAAGUUUACUUGUAUACGGAACAACCACAAGAAAUUUGAUUCUGUAAAGAAUCCUCUUUAGCUGUGGCCUGGCAGUAUAUAAAUGGUGCUUUAUUUAACAGAAUACCUGUGGAGGAAAUAAAGCACACUUGAUGUAAAAAUAAUUGUUUUAUUUUUAUUGACAUGACUGACUGCUAUUCUGUGCACUUAAUUAAACUGAUUGUGAUGACUUUUCAUUUGUUUACAUUUAACAUUGCUUUAGUCUUCUCAGAUGAAAGUAAUGACACUGUGAGCAGGAAGGAAGCACUCCUCCGUUAUAUUCUAUUUCCUUAGUGGUGGCGGCGGUCCAGAACGGAAGCUGCCCAGCGGCCUGUUGGUCCUCUGCCUGGAGUGUGUAACCGCCGCAGGGAGCAGCCUGCUGACAAGGCCUGAGGCAUCUCACUCCAACAUGCUUCUGAACACAACAUGGCUGCUAAGAGCUACAGACCUUAAAAACGCUGAAGUAAAAUAAAGGAACGGUAUUGACAUGCCAUUUAUUUUUGGCCUUCUUGAACUAAAACUACAGCUGCAAGUGGCUUGCCAGGACAAGCUUUGGUGGGCAACUUCAAGUUUUUGUACUCAGAGGCUCAAUCUGUUCCCCGAGGAGCAUCUAUGGGAGGUCUCUUCAAUCAUAAAAACAUGGCUAUAAAAACGAGCUCCAGUUCUUAGUGGCACAUUUUCUCCCAGUGUCCGCACGGGGGCCCUAGCCUGGGAAGUUACUUACAUCCUUCACAGUGAAGAUGCAGUACAGCUGCUCGGCAGUUGUGUCAAACAGUUCUGUUCUGUGCAGUGCCACCGUGGGGAUCCUUACACCCAACCCCGCUGGAGAGGAAGCCUGAAUCUCAAGACCUGAAUCUCAAGAAGAGAAGAUGUUCCGAAGGAUAACUAAAUAGCAUGCCAUGAGAUAAAGCUACUUAGAUUUAAAAUUCAGUCUUUCAGUCUUAAUAAAACACCAGAAUGUCCCCCAAAUUCCACACUAUACCUUCCAGACACAUGGAAAAAGCAACAAAACCCUUUUUAGCAGCACCAAUCCCAGUUACAGUGAAACAGCUCAUCAGCUGCUCAGCUCUGUUCUAUUCCCAGGCCAUGGCUUUACACCCCAAAUCCUACUUGGACAUGCACAUAAGGCCCAGAGGGCACAAAGAUAAGCCAAUGAAGGACAACAGCACUUAAGGCCAAAGGGUGUCAGUUCCCCACCACCUGAUUCCAGGAAUGGGCUCCCAAACCUCCUAACCCAACAGUCUGGAGAGACGUUUUCCAUUGUGGUAGGUGAAUCAUACCAUCACCCAGGUUUGUAACAUGCUGCCUACCAAAAAACCCUGCCUUUGGAGCACUGUCUCAAACUAAAUUCAGGAUUUAUCCCAAACAAAAGCCUGUUUAUACAAUCCCUUCCCAAAAGGAUCAAAGUGGCAUUUCAUCAUUUCCCCAAAAAAUGGCAAGGGAUGCAAAGUCGGAUGAACUGGCCCUCCGCACUGGCUUCGCAGUUCUCCAUCAAGAGCUUUAAACAUUCUCAUUACACACUUCCUCUUCCCUCCCUACGUUAUUGGCCACCACACUCAUACCUGCAAGGCCUUCUCACUCAGUUUCCUUUUAGCUGUCAAUUCCUGGGUUGCCAUAGCUUUCGUUGGUAAAAUCAUUCCUACUGUAAAUUCUAUAAGGAAACAUACAGGAAAUGAUUUUCAUAGAAAACUUUGUUCCCUUUCAACACCAGCAGUAAGGCAAAAAAUCCAAAACAGCAUAUAAGAAAAUAAGAAAACUCAUAGAGAAUUCCUAGAUCACCGAGAAUUUCAAGACCAUGUAUUUUUACAUAUAAAACUAAUUGCAAACAACGAGUUCCACAUCAACAAAAAUACCUUUUUUCAAAUGCCUCAUUUUUAAUCUGAUUCUUGAGUAAAAAUUUUCAAAUGUUUAUUUCCAAAAAGCUCUAUUUUAUAAAACUGAUAGCUUUAUGACCUUUCCAAUUGUCAAAGCCAGACACUUAAUUGCUUCUCCACCACCUCACAAAGCUUGGCCUCACAGUGUUUAGGCCUGUGGGCCAGCCAGCCGCAUGCAUGAUCUCCAUCUGUGCCAACACCCACACACUCAAGGUAACAGAGUCUGAGAAUGAGGUGCAGACAUACAGGCCCCACUGGUCAUUAUGCCUGGCUGGUAACUUCUCUAAUUUAGAGAAGAAGACAAUAACCUCACUUCCACGCAGUGUAGGAAUUAUCUAUACCUGUCAUACUUUCAUUCAUUCAAUAUUCAACAAAGAUUUAUUAAUAAGCACCUACUAUGUGCCAGGCUAGAAGCUGGAGAUACAGCAGUCAACAAGACACCUUCCAUGCCUCACUUAGAGCUUACAGUCUAGCAGGAAGGUAAACAUUUAACAAUUAUACAAACAAUAAAUUAUUCCAGAAAAGUCUUAGCAAUUCUGUAGACAAAGUAAUUCACUAUGUGUACAAUACCUAAAGUCACUAAUCAUGCUCUUAACUGACUAGCUCUCAACCUCCAGACUACAGUUUUUAUCCUGCCGCACAAAGAGUCAUUUCUGAAGCUGCAGACAUCACCCUAACCUGGGAAUCCAAGUUCAGAGCAGAACUUGGGUAACUAGAAAAGGGAUCCCCUGGUUCACAAGGGUUGCCUUCUUUACCCGUCUUAAGUGCCUUCAGGUAAUCUCCAAGGGCCUCCCUGACCUUGGCGGUGCCUGCAGUUUUCAUAAGAUCCUUCAAUAUAUCCCCAUCUCCUUUCCUUUUACUCACAUUCACCUACAAAUCAGAAAAAUACAAGCCUAAGAAAAAUCUGGUUUGAUGUACUCUUAGAACAUCAGGACCCAUGGCUGGGAGAAGCAGUAUGACUGUGAGGGAAGGGGAGGAAGUGGGUGUGAGAGACGUGCCAGGUUUCUUCACAGACUCUGAGAAGCUGUAAGGAUUUUUUAAUCCAAGGUCCACGAACGGGUUGGUGGCCAAAUCUUGAGUGGACUUCUUAGAAAUGUACAUCCCUAAAUUUGCAUACAAAAUGUUGUGUGUACAUAUGUAUUAUAUUGAUGAUGUAGUCACCCCAUGGCUUUUAUCAGGGUCUAGAAAUGCACUGUCCAAUAUGGUAGCCACUAACCACAUUUGGCUAUUGAGCACUUGAAACAUGGCUGGUCUGAUUUGAGAUGUGCUACAAGGGUAAAAUAGUACACACAACAGACUUUUAAGAUUUAGUACAAAAAAAGAUUGUAAAAUAAUCCCAAUAAUUUUGAUACUAAUUAAUGUUAAAAUGAUAUUUUUGUACAUAUGGUUAAAUAAAAAUAUUAAAAUUAA